Odontomachus brunneus is the source of this 1358-nucleotide messenger RNA. RefSeq lists its product as uncharacterized. The transcript has 2 exons. NCBI's taxonomy places the organism in Eukaryota, Metazoa, Arthropoda, Insecta, Hymenoptera, Formicidae. The record is from RefSeq and is a predicted model, not a curated record. Bases 33 to 1277 code for a protein of 414 amino acids.
AUCGCGUUCAUCGGCUGGACGUGAUCGAUCGCAUGCCGAGUGAUGCAGAGUGUAGCUUUUCGAGUGACAGUCUAGACGAUCGUGCAAUUAGAGACGAAAGCUCUCAGAUAGACAGCUCGACAGUGAUCAGUGAAUUUUCGUCAACAAAGACUUUAAUGAACAUCGGUGACGAAGAUGCAGCUGCUUCAAAGGAAUACCUCUUGUCGAGAAGAUACUCGGAUUCCACGGGAAUCGAAGAGAAUGCCACUGAAAUAAGGUACUCUUGGCAAAUUGACACUUCUCAAAAGAAACAAAGUCCGGCGGAAUUUGACCUAGAGGCGCGAUUACAACACAAAGAACGUGUUGAACAACACAUUGAAGCUAAAUAUGUUUUAAACACGAUGCCACUAGAAAAUAAGAAGAACACGCUUGCCAAGUCCAUGGCCAGCAAAAUGGCGAAAUCCGGCUCCGCUAUCGAGAAAUCACACACUAUAUCAGUAAUUGAAUCAAAGAGUGCCGCUACGUCAAUUUCAAAGAACAUUGUAGCUUCAGAAAUGAGACAUGAAAAGCGCAAGCAGAGCGUAAAAAUGUCGAGCGUGCCAAAACAGUUGUCUUCAGUCGCGACAGAAAGUGCCAAGUAUGUUGCUCGAAGAAAAAUCGUUGGAAAACCACUGGCGAGCGUCGAAUUUUCGAGCCAUGAAGAAAAAAAACCCAACAAGGUCUGCGAGGACUGUUCAAUGUUUGGUGAAAUUUCCGCGGGCGUUUCAGCAAAGAGUAAAAAGAGGAAAAUCGUUCUCGAUUUCGGCGAGUUUCCGCCUCCGAGGCACGAAAGAAGGAUUCAAGGACCAGAAACCUCUCAGGCAAGCGCUAAAACGUUUCCAGAUAAUCAAAAGUUACCAUUCCAUCUAUUGCCGAUCGAAGAAAGCGAAAUCCCAAGUGACCGAAAUAAGUCAUAUGUCGAAACUGUUGCCGAGAAGCCCGUGAUUAAAUCGACUUAUAGCUAUAGAAGGAAGUAUCACACAUAUCCCAAGUCGAGAAUUCCAGUUCCGAAGUACUCGAAGGAGCGACGAUUCGACAAUUACCCCGCAGACCCGAGAAUGUUCCCGUUGGAACCGAGAGAAAUCGACCUGGAGUCUUUUCAGCAAUUGCACACAGCAGACAGCCAGGAGGAGUUACAAGAGUUCCUACUGCUCGAAAGCCAAUGCAGCGGAAAUCUCGGCUUGGCCGGCAAUAUGUCCGAGACAUCUUACGACGAGCGCCAUAUCGAAGACGAGAGGGGUUCGAUGUCAGAUUACUGACAUCAGGUUUGCGCGAGCGACCUUCACACCGGAUGCAGUAUUAGGUAAGAGAAUUUCAUAUUGUCUGAUUUGUUUUCGUGU